This is a messenger RNA of Vitrella brassicaformis, 2059 nucleotides long. The record is from the annotation of a GenBank genome assembly. NCBI's taxonomy places the organism in Eukaryota, Vitrellaceae.
AUGGACGCAUCUCACACCGCCCUCGAGCUUUCAGUCGAGGUGCCGAUUGACGGAUCCGUGCUGUACGGAAGCCACGUGUCGGUCCUCGGCAACAUCGAGGCCCUCGGCCGCUGGCAGCCACGAUCUGCCAUUCGCAUGAGUGCAACAGCUGUCCCGGUGACCACUGCGGACGGCCAGACAGUCUGGGGUCAUCGGUGGGCGUCGAAGCCGAUACGUGUGGAGGUGGAUGGAAUGUCUGCGGCUGUUAUCGAGUACAAAUGUGUGGCUAUUAGCGACACGACGGGCGAGGUUCUGCGGUGGGAGCCCAUCGGCGACGGCAAGAACCGCCGGCUGCCCAUCGAGCGCCUCCAAAGCAACUACAUCAUGACCAUGCCCGACAGGUGGGGCACUUCAGCCACGCGCCCCACGUACAGACCUCUUGACGGUACGCAACCCAGGCGUCUAGCCACCCCACAAGGGAAGGGGCCACGAAUGUGUGAGUGUGUGUGUGUGUGUGUGUGUGUGUGUGUGCAGAGCACACGACGGUCGCCGGGGGCUCGGCUGGCGUUGCGAUGCCGACUGCUCAGCCGGAGGGGCGACAGGGCGACCUGAUGGCUCGACAGCAGCAACUGGUACGUCUUAUUUAAGGGCCUCACACGUGACACGGGCAUCACGCACACGACAUGACAUGUGUCGGAUAUUUGUGGUCAGGAGAGUCAGUUUAGUGGUAUUGUCGCACAGCUCCAACAACUACGUGUCGAUCAGGUAAGCCUGACGCCACUCAGACAAGACCGCAUUGAUAAAUGCAUUCAGACAGACAGACAGACAGACAGACAUCAUUCCCCCUUGUCGUGUGCACCAUGUGCCAGUGUGGUCAGAUGAUGUCUGACCUGGAGCAGAAGCACUCCGAGGUACGAAACAUUGACCUUUUGAUUCAUUGGAAGGAGACCUGCCUGCCUGCCUCUCGCUCCGCUUGCCCUGUGGUUGUCCUUGCAGAUAAGCUGCCUGAUGUACCGCUUGUCCGCACUGGACACCUCAGAUCUCUCAUCGCACGUAUGCCUGUCUGGACAUCUGCACGAUAAGGACGGGCUCACACGCUCUGCCGCUGUCCGAUUGUGUCAUUCAUGGCUGCAGGAUUGUUCGCUCCACAUGAUAGCUGCGUUGGAUCAGUACGCCAAGUUGAAGGCCUCGCUCAAGGCCCUCGUCAAGGCGGCCACAUUCCCUCAGCGACGCACUGCUGCAUCGGUCAGUGAGCAUACCAACCAAUACAAUUCCGAGGGGAUGUGCUGUUUCCGUCUGUUAUGGUCAGGCCAAGUUAGAUGACCUCUCGGCCGACGCUAUGGCUCGUCUGCAGGAGCCCCUCGACCUGCAGGGCGUCGGCUGCCUCAAGACGACUGCACCACUCGUCAACUAUCACGUCAAGAUGGCCCAUCGUCGCCGGCUGGCCGUCGCCGUGGACAAGGCGGGUCUGACGGGUGUGGUGCGGUUUGCGCCUCAGCUGGGUGGCGGCGGCGUGAUGAAGGCGCUGUGGCUGAUGGAGGAGGGCGGCCGAUGGGGAGAGGUGGGCAAUGGACUGCGGGUGGCGGGUCAGUGUGGCUACUGCCAAUUGCCCGUCACCAUCGACGCUGUUGACCUGCAGAAGCACGACACCAAGACGGUAAGGGAGCACAUCACCUCAUACAGGGAGGGGGAGAACAGGGUGCAUCCAUCGUCGUGUGUUCCUGUGUGUCAGGCCUAUUUGUCGACGCCCCGUGUGACAGCCCAGUGGAUGAUCAUUGGUCGGCACGUGGCCUUCCGUCGUGCGAAUGGCCAGCAGGACGGCACCUUCGAGCUCUUCCGUGACAACACCACCAACGAAAUCCGAGCCAUCCGCGACGAGCCUGAGUUCGCCAUCACCCUCAACCCGCCACUGCCCACCAAUGCCGUGCACCCCCUGCAGCAGCACCCCUUCCAGCAGCACAUCAAGCACGACGACCCCCCCGUCCAGUGGCCCAUCCGGUUCGACUUCUUUGACGGCGGCAGCUGGGCGGCAAACGCGGCUGGGCGGCAAACGCGGAUGAGAGCACUUCUGCGUCGAUGA